Molecule: messenger RNA, 309 nt
Organism: Lactuca saligna
Lineage: Eukaryota; Viridiplantae; Streptophyta; Magnoliopsida; Asterales; Asteraceae
Source: the annotation of a GenBank genome assembly
AUGGCUUCAACUUUUGGAACUAAGAAGCCUAAAGGGCCUAAGCUCCCUAAGAAGACAUACCUUCCAGACUCUGACUCCGAUGAUGAUGCAUGCUUCUUGAAUUUUUUUGAAGAAACUUUCAAAGACCCCUCAAAACUAUGUGAUGAUCCUUUUCUUAACUUAUUGUGUGAUGAAAACAUAUUAAGGAGGAGUAUUGAUGGAAUAAUAAAUGAUGGAGACAUUCCUGGUGUCCAACAAAAUGAGCAUGCCCACUUAGAUGAGGACGAUGAAGAUGUUGGUGUCGAGUAUAGGGUGCAUGAUCAAUGUUGA